AUGUCAUUUACAAAUUCUAACAAUGAAACAAAAAAUGAAAUAGUCGAAAAUGAGAAUCCUGAAAAUUUGGAAGAUUUAAUUGAUAUUGGCAUGAACAAUGAAGAAAUUAAAGUUGAAAAUCAACAAGUUGAAGAGGAUGGACGUGCAAAUUUAAAAAUUCAAAAACUGUCAACAAAAACUAAACGCAACCUUAACCCAACUCCAAAAGAAUGUAGUAUCUGUGAACGUAUGGCUAGUGGAUAUUUCUUUUAUGGAGUAAUUUGUUGUGAUGGCUGUAAACACUUUUUUCACCGUUGUAUUACUUCAAAAAACAAAUAUAAAUGUGAAAAAGAUGGGAACUGUAAUCUGUCUUACAAUAUAAAUGUCUGCAAAAGUUGCCGUUUCGAUAAAUGCAUAUUAAAAGGAAUGUAUAUUCAAACAACAAAAGGGAGGCAACCCGAAAAGGUUUUGGAAAUACAAACAAUGAUUCAAAAUAAACGUAGAGAACUUGCUAGUAAAGGAAAAUAUGUUCAAGGAAAAUCUAAUAAUUGUGCUGGUGAAGAAGUGAAUUUUGUUGAUUUGCAAAAUUCAAUGCUCGCUGCUCAAAACAAACAAUUUCUUGAAUAUCUCUUAACUGUGGAGCAAAGUGUCUACCGUACUAGAGAUUCAGGGAUUGAUGAAUGCCAUUACAAUUCUUCGUGUAAUUCUCUUGCUUCAUUGCUUGAGCGUAAAGAAAAUUUAAUCGCUAUGAAACACGAAAAUCUUGGAGUGCACAAAAAUUCAAAAUCUGUUCAUGCUCCCAUUGAAGGAUUUAUUGCCUUUUCUAAGCUACCAAAACCUUUUACGGAUGUGUUGCUUAUAAUUGUUGAUACUGCAAGAACCAUGCCUUUUUUCGAAAAAUUGGAUUUAUCUGACAAGAUUUGUCUAAUUGCAACAAUCACUAUGCCGACUUUAGCACUACAUUUUGGGUAUUAUUGCAGUAGAAUGUUAUCCGAAACAGUUGUUUUUCCGAAUGGAUAUCCAAUCAAAGAUGUUUUCAAUACAAAUUUUUACAAAGAAGACAUGACGAUAAACAAAUUUAUCAAAAAAUUAUUUGACAAUUCUAUGGGGCCAUUCAAUAGACUACAACUAAGCAAAGAAGAAUUUGUUCUCCUUCGCGCUAUAAUUUUUUCACAUUUUGCCUCAUCUGGUUUAAGUCAGUAUGGCCGACAAUUAUUACUAACUGAGGCAGAGAAAUAUUCUGAUAUGUUGAUGAAAAUGUUACAGAGUCGCUAUGGACCAUUGCCAGGUGCUAGAAGAUAUGCAGAAUUGUUUCAUUUAGUUGAAUUUUGCUUCAACUGUGGAAACAAUCAUUGUCUUUUUCUAAAUUAUCUGGCUUAUGUGACUGAUAGGGGUUAUUUCCAUAACUCAAUGCCUGAAGCACUUGUUAAUCUUUGUCUUGGUUGCAAAACUUGA
Meloidogyne enterolobii is the source of this 1434-nucleotide messenger RNA. Lineage: Eukaryota; Metazoa; Nematoda; Chromadorea; Rhabditida; Meloidogynidae. The record is from the annotation of a GenBank genome assembly.